Metschnikowia bicuspidata var. bicuspidata NRRL YB-4993 is the source of this 1880-nucleotide messenger RNA. RefSeq lists its product as uncharacterized. Gene Ontology annotation, cellular component: CTDK-1 complex. The transcript has a single exon. NCBI's taxonomy places the organism in Eukaryota, Fungi, Ascomycota, Pichiomycetes, Serinales, Metschnikowiaceae. Gene Ontology annotation, biological process: positive regulation of DNA-templated transcription, elongation; positive regulation of transcription by RNA polymerase I. The record is from RefSeq and is a predicted model, not a curated record. The coding region runs from base 462 to 1391 and encodes 309 amino acids.
AAUUUUAUGUCUCUGUGAGGAGGCACGGAUGUGCCUCGGGCAGGUGUAAUAUGUACUCACCGAUUCACGAUAACCAGGUGACGACAUUCGCUAUUCGAUUCGAACUUAGAAGAUUUAUUCAUGCUACACAAAAAUUUGAACGAAAAAUGAGAACCAGAAAUGAGCGAACCGAUACUUUUCUCCUUUUUAGGUCAUUCUUGAUAGCACACACCUGCGAGUGUAAGGUCACGUGAGUUUAUUACAGUUGGUAUGCCACAUCGUGCAAACAUACUUACUUCAUACCAUUGAUUAAUUCAUCAACUGACGAAUGUCAAAUGCCGCUUUAUAUAACCCAUAAGUCAUGAAUAAACAAAAGACCUCCAAACUCGCUCUCCACUACAUUAGUUAAUGGUGUACGGGUGUUUUACCCUGCCCAUGUCUUUUAUACCGCUUGACACUCUUCGUCCAUCCACUCAGCAAUCAUGGAUUCCUUCGAGACGAGCUCUCAGUUCGUUCAGAUCUUAAAAAGUCUUGUUCCUCAAGCUCAGUCACUUUUGAAAGCAGCCCAUUAUGCACUCAAAAAUGCAGAAAGUGAAGACUAUCUAUACUAUGCGAUCAUUGACAUACUUGAAGAUCAGAAGGUCGAAUUGAACACCAAGUCCACAAUUUUUCAGUUCAUAGACAUCUUGAUACACGAGUCAUUUCAUGCUUCUCAACAAGCACACACGAACUACAACUACCCAUACGUGCACAACCUUAAAAAUCUGUUGCCAAAGAUCCUCAUUAAAGUGCUCCCAUCCAAUAGUAACGCCAAUUUGUUCAACAUACAUGAUAACUUAAAGAAUAUUUCUGAGGCGUUGAAUGUUAAUUACUCUGAUUUUGAACUGAAAUUCAAUGAUGUUGAGUCUUCGCUCACGGAUGAAGAGCUAGAAAAUGUAAACAUGAACAUACCAUAUCCAGAAAUAACCUUGGAGGAUAUGAAGAUGGAGUAUCAAGAUCCUGUUUUGCAGGCUUGGCAAAUCCUUUUGAAAAAAAGACAGCAAAGUCAUUAUGAAAGACUCAGGCUUUUGAAGCAUGAGCCAUUCAAAGACGGUGAGGUGACGGAGGAUGACAUGUUUCUUAUCCGUCCCUCUAGACCAGACCCUCUGAAAAAGAUAAAUGAAAAUUUACUUUCAAGAAAGCAGAUCCUUGCGAGAAUGGAAGAUGACAGAGAGACCCAUAAAAAAUCAAAGGAGACACUUUGGCUCGUUAGCAGACCAAGCGGGGCAAACACAGUCAGCGAAGAUGAAUUUUUAAACUAUUAUUGGGAUAGGAUGGACAAAGUUUCUGACGCUCAGGCUGGUGAAUUCUUUGGAGCUUUUGAUGAACUAAAUAAACUUGCUGGCGCUAGUUACAAAGACCCACAAUUCUAAAUGUUGAUUGACUUUACUGAUUUCUAUCAGAUAUGAUGGCCAAAAGUUCGUUUUGACCAGUUGCGACGUAUUUGGCUGAGGUCCGCGUUUCUUUUAUUCCAUCCCAAACAGCAACUGUAAGACCAAGACGCAAAGAUCCUUGUUUCUCGAGUGAAGUGAUGAAGUCAUAAAUAUUUUCAUCCAAGGGAUUGAGCCCACCAGCAUAAAAUAUAUUCUUUAUCUUCUCAUCGAUGUUUGGGAGGUGGACCUCAGGUGAACGGGAUUCGGACAGAACAUCAAAAAUAUCACCACUAGACUCAGCUCUUUUCAUCAUGAACUUUUGGGUCAAUUCAAUAGCCGGUAAAGCGCCCGUAUAGAAGGAAUAUAGGAACUUGAAAGCCUGUAAAGAUGUAUCUUUUUGUUGCACCACGACACUAUCAUUAACAAUUGUAGCAUGCAAGCCUUCCGCUUCACCGAAGGAGUCAUUGACCAUCUGUACACAUUCACCCA